Alosa alosa (allis shad) is the source of this 3598-nucleotide messenger RNA. Its product is annotated as ly6/PLAUR domain-containing protein 1-like. The coding region runs from base 11 to 325 and encodes 104 amino acids. The transcript is spliced from 2 exons. The record is from RefSeq and is a predicted model, not a curated record. Gene Ontology annotation, biological process: acetylcholine receptor signaling pathway. NCBI's taxonomy places the organism in Eukaryota, Metazoa, Chordata, Actinopteri, Clupeiformes, Clupeidae. Gene Ontology annotation, molecular function: acetylcholine receptor inhibitor activity.
CAUUGUAGUGAUGGACAGAAAGGACAAAUGUGGCUCAACAGCCAUUCAGAACAAGCCAGGCAUCCACUACCGGAAGUCCUGUGCCUCCUCAGGCGCGUGUCUCAUCGCCUCCUCCGGCUACCAGCAGUUCUGCACUGGCGAGCUCAACUCCGUGUGCAUCACCUGCUGUGACACACCCCUGUGUAACGGGCCCAAGCUGAAGAAGCGGCCAGUCCUCUCCGCCGCCCCAUCGCCCCCUUGGGCUCGUCCCCUCCUCCUUUCCCCCCUCCUCCUGCUCCCCCUCUCCCUCCUCCUGGUGCACUCUGCCCCCCUCUUCUGCACAUAGAAAUGGCUCGCUGACUCCCUUAACUGGCCACUCCCCCUCUUCUCUUUUUUCUCUCCUUCCCUCGCCUCCUUCCUUUGCUUAUUUCCCUUAUUCUAUCCAUCCUUCUCUUCCUCCUUCUCUCUCUCGCGCUCUCUCUCCUUUCAUCAGCCCAGCUGGAUUGUGACUCCAACUGCCCCAUUUUUGUGUUCUAUAGUGUUUAAGAGCCUCUAAAUAUCCCCACCACCCCCCACCCCCCCAGUAUCACCAUCCCACCCCCCACCCACAGAUUCCCCUUUUCCCAUCAUGCUCCGGGAACUGGAGUGACGAACAGGUGUGGCGGGUUCAGCGGGGUAUUGACUGGGGGAGCGGGGGUGCCCGUGGCAAAGGAUCACUCCCGCUCGCUCUCUUCAGCUCCUGGCGUGAAUCGCCGGCCAAGACGAGACGAGAUGGAGAAAGCAGAUGGAGUGAGAACGGAGGAGAAAGGGAGCAGAGAAGAGGACAGGAAAGAAGAAGGGAGGAGGAGAGCAAAGCAAAAAGGCUCUUGUUCGUCAGACAGGGGUCGGGAAGAUUUUGAUGAAAAAAGGGAAAAUACUGAGCCACCUGGCUGCCUUCCUGGCUGCGUCCUCUGUCUGCCGAUCUAUCUCUGAUCCCGGGCUCAGAUAUGGCAAUGAAACAAACCCAUUUCCCAGUCACAGAACUGAGGAGAGACUGACAAGCAAGCCGACGACAAGGAAGGAGAGUGUGUGUGAGAGAGAGAGAGAGAGGAAGAUAAAAGAAAAGGUGAAAAUGAGAUGGAGAGAUGAAUAUCAUUUUGAUACCUUCAAACAGCGUUCUGAGGCCCGAUAAAAAAAAAAGAAAGGAUAAAAGAAAAAAUUGUAUCUGAAGUUUGUGAUAAGAUGGCAACAUAUGUUGUGUUUUAUUGAAUGGCAUUUCACUUGUGAGUAAGACACCGGUUUUUCUUCAUUUCUGAGAGACUUCAUCCAGUGACACAUGAAUUAUUUGCCCUUCUUCCUCUUCUGUAUUUGAUUACAUAUUGAUCAUUUUUUGGUGCAGUAUAUAUUGAUUUAAAAAAAAAAAAAAAAAGCUAUAAGCAAAUGCACAAAAGAGGCUCAGAGAUGACUGUAAUUAAAUAUUAGUCAAGUCUUCUGACAUCUCCCACAUAAUGUCCCCUGAUACAACACACUUGUACUACACACACAGGCAUGAGAGCUCUCUGAAAAACUUAGUAACUCUACGCACCCUGACUCUUAGCAACAUUUUAUUGCAUUGGUUUGUUGUACAAAACAAGCCCUCACAAUUUUGACUUGACAUUGGAGAGGGAAAGAGAGGGAGACAGAAAGAGAGAGAGAAAGAGUGAGAAAAAAAGAAAGGGAGUGUGGGAGGCUCUUAUAGCCUUUGUUAAACAGAUUGUAAAUGCAUUACCCUGUCAUAGCCGUCUGCCUUGGCUAUUUAUGGUGCAAACAGUAGCAUUAGCGACCGCUCAGCAGUUUGUUUCUAUCUUUGACAAUGGCUAGAGGGAGCCGUAAAGCCCUGAAGAUUUGCACUCAGCAAAUACCACAGCCAUCCACCCGCCCACUACGCGCUAUUAUGGAAGAUAGAGAUGUAAGAAAUGACACAGGCAAUGGUCUCUCUCUCUCUCUCUUUCUCUCUCUCUCUCUCUCUCACACACACAAACACACACUUACUCUCUCACACACUCACACUUAUACACUCUCAACACACUCAUACACACGCAUUACACUCUCACACACUCAGCAGAUAACAUACAUAUCUCAUAUAGAUGAUGUCAGUGGGUAUAGUGUUCCAUCUUUUUGGGAGACCUCAAUUUGCAUCUAUAAUUAGUUUAUCAGUGUGGUCUCUUCUUAGUUUCAACAACAUGAAAACAACUUGUGGGGAAAGUCUGUGGAAAUGUCCAUUUACAGCCGUGAACGUGACAGAGCUGUAUAUAUCCGUUAUGCAGUCAUGUGCUUAUGACCUUUUUUUCAUUGUACACUACUGGCUAUGAGUUACAUACCGGGACUCCAACACACAAUGCAUCAUGCUUAAAAUGUUUGUUGUUCCAUCUCUUCUUCGCAGAAAAAUUCAACAGGAAGGCAGAGAAUGUUCUUGCAAAGGUUAUAUUUAGUGCUGUUUCUGUGUGCUGAUUUUGGAGAGUGUUGACUGCUGUAUGAUGGAGUACCGGUAGCUACAUGAAGCAGACGAGACUACUUAUUACUAAAUAAUUUCAUUUUAGAUAUACAAAGUAAAUGUUCUUUUAAAUGAGUUCUAUUUAAGUUGUCCUUGAGCAAGACAACUGAAGCCGCUCCUUACGGAUCAUGCUACAAUGUACAUUUCUGUUUAACUGUGGUUGAGAAAGGUAUAUCAUACAUAGAUAUCCUAUGGACUCAGACUUUACAAUGUUAUUGACAACUUUCUGAUGUAUGCAGAAAUCACUUUUCUCAAUGGUUGUUUGGGCCAGUCAUGAUCUAUGGAGAUAUAGAAUGUAGGCCUCAAUGAAAUGCAACUCUGUGGUGAAUUUCUGCAGUGAUGUUAUAUUUAUUGUUAAUUUGUUUAAAUAUUUUGUAUUUUUAUGUCAUUGUUAUUAUUUCAAUUGAUGUCAAACUACUGAGUUUACAAAUUAACUCAUGAUAUUUAUGUAUAAUAUGGUGGAAUAUGACCUUGUGGUUGCCAACUCUCAUGCAUUUGGCAUAAGACUCAUGCUUUUAUGUUCUGUCUCAGGGCAAUUCCAUGCAAAACUGCCACGUCCAUAACGCCAACUAAAUACCAUGGCAUUGUGUUGGCGUUAUGGAUGUGACAGUUUUGCGUAGAAUUGCCCCUCAUGCUAUCGAGAUUUAACUAAAACUAACCUCAUUGCAUUUUCGAAGUCUAUCAAUCUCGCACCAACUCUGUAUAGAACAUAACAUAUUCAAGUAGCUCAUACCAAUUUAUUCCUCUGCUGUUCACUGUCAUUGUAGUAACAGACGUACAAACGCAAAACCUUCAUAUCUGUAGAUGUUAUAGUUGUCUGUAAAGAGACAUGAAAAGCAAACUGUAAAAUAGUUCAGCUGAUAAUACUGUUAUAUAUACGUUUAUAUUUUUCCUUUAGCAUUAACAGUUAAGUCUCAUAUAGAUAAUAUCAUCAUCUGUGGUUACAGUAGAACAUUGACAUCUCUCUAGUCUUCUCUGGACACAAAAUAUGGCCGCAAAAUAAAGAGAUUUGAUUUUCCGCUUAUUCAACUGAGACAAUCUGUGGUUCUUUGAAGGGAAAGUGUUCUGUGAAGAAGAAAUGCAAAUAAAUAUCUCCAGAAAAUGAAA